AUGGGGGCCUCCGCGACGCACAGCGAGCUGCUGCUGUUGCUGCUGCUGCUGCUGGCGGCGGCGGCGGCGAAUCAGCUGUGCAGGACGACGCAGCUGCAGGAGGACGCAGUGCUCACGUGCCCGGAAUUAAUCACCAAGUACGGAUAUCCUGUGGAAACACACGAGGUGACCACAGACGACGGUUACAUUCUCACGCUGUUCCGCAUCCCCUAUGGAAGAGACUCUGCCACCAAAACUGCGAAUCCGAAGCCUGCGUACGUGCAGCAUGGGCUGCUGUCGAGCUCUGACGACUGGAUCAUUGCGGGACCUGACAAGGCAUUUGGUUACAUCCUAGCUGAUGCAGGCUACGACGUCUGGCUGGGCAAUGCGAGAGGUAACAAAUGGUCUCGUAGACACGUUUCACUCGAUCCAGAAAAGGCGGCAUUUUGGGAUUUCAGCUGGCACGAGAUGGGAAUUUACGAUUUGCCAGCCGUCAUCGACUAUAUUCUGGCAACAACGGGCACCAAGCAGCUCCAUUACGUGGGCCACUCCAUGGGGACCACUAUGUUCUACGUCAUGGGAUCGGAACGACCAGAGUACAACGCCAAAAUCCGCGGUGCCUUCACAAUGGCUCCUGUGGCCUUCCAAGCCAAUAGCAAAACACCUUUCAUCAAAACUCUUUCUGCGGCUGGAAAGCAGUUAGAGACAAUGUUGCCUGUCUUAAUGGCUCAUUUUCCAUCAGGUGCCUCCACAAAGAAUUUCCUUCACUAUGCACAAAGCAUCAGAUCAGGCAAGUUUAGACAGUAUGACUAUGGAUCCAUUAAAAAUCUCAAGAAGUACGGAUCUCUGAAACCACCAGCGUAUAAUCUCAACAAAAUCACUGCUCCAGUAGCAUUACAUUACGCAGACAACGACUGGUUAGCUGUACCCAAGGACGUGGCCAAGUUGCAUGCGAAACUGCCAAACUUAAUUGGUAAAUUCAGAGUUCCGUUUUCAAAAUUCAAUCACAUGGAUUUUAUCAUUGCCAUAGACGCGAAUGAACUGUUGUAUGAUUUAGUAAUUCGUCUUAUGAAUCGUUAUUGA
Messenger RNA from Gryllus bimaculatus (two-spotted cricket), 1062 nucleotides. The record is from the annotation of a GenBank genome assembly. NCBI's taxonomy places the organism in Eukaryota, Metazoa, Arthropoda, Insecta, Orthoptera, Gryllidae.